AUGCAUAAGGCUGGCCCACCACCACCAUAUUCGCCUGAAAGUCCUCCGAAAUACUCACACUCGGAAUCGACACCUCUUCUUCCAAAAGCAAACGAGGAUGCUCUCUCAGAAUCGGCGAAUUCGAAUAACAGAAAGAGCAGGAAAUUCUCCACACUAUUGCUCACUGUCAUCGGCGCAUUCUUGACUGCACUUAUAAUUCUGAGUUCGGGAAUUUCCUUCUGGUCUAUCAUCCAAAAUGGGAAACCAGCAGCAAAGAUCGUGAAUUUCAAGGUUGGAAUUAUUGGUUCUGGACCCGCGGGGAUUGGUGCAGUUCAAGGUGUGAGAGAUGGGAUUUCACGACUUGGCCAGGAGUUCAAAGAUCAAAAUGUUGAUGUACAAGUGGAGAUUGUAGUUUUUGAAGAAAAGGCAAGAGUUGGUGGGAGGAUGGUGGUGGAGGGUGCAACUGGUAUGCAGCUUGAGGUUGAAGAUGUUGCGAGUGGAGCAUUGGAUGGAAAGCUAUUGAGUAUCAUAGGCGGGAUGGAUGAUGUGCAGGAGACAAAAGAUAUGCCUACUGAGAGUGACGAUCUUGGAAUGGGAAAAGUUGGAUACUUCAAUGGAAAUAAUUUCGUCAUCGAAACAUACCGUCCUUAUGCUACCACUCCUUGGAAGCAUUACAUAUAUAUCCUCUUCAAAUAUGGACCCUCUGUUUGGCGUGCUCCAAGAAUUCCAACGGGGACUAUGAAAUCCUUCCAUAACUUCCUCCCUAAACUCAACACUAUAUGCGUAUCCUCCAUCAGAGAUCUGGCCUACAUAAUGUCCAACAGGUUUGGAUACACUCCUUUCAGCCUCCCCGCAACCGAUAGACUAAAGAAAAACGGAAUCGGAGGAGACUACAUACGAGAUAUACUAGCCCCGCAAGUUCGACGUCAUACUGGACAGUUAAUUGAGCAGAUAAGUGAUCUAACACUAAGUAUUGCGCUUGAGCAAGAGGAAUCCGGGUCUUCGAAGGCUGUAAAUCAUGGAUUUUAUCAAAUGGCAAUGGAGAAAUCAUUGAGAGAGAAUAAAGCAAAAGUACAUCUCGGUGCAAAAGUCACACAACCUCGCUGGGAAGAAGUCAUCGGAGAUGAUGCAAAGUGGGUGAUACGAUGGGAAAACGCAGCACAUGACGAAGACGUUCUAGAUUCUGAAGAAUUCGAUAAAAUCAUCAUCACCGCACCAUUCAACUACACGGAACUCCUAGGAAUAACACAUGAUGGUAAAUCACUCUAUCCUCUCGAUGAUAAUACCCAGGAUAUCGAAUAUCAAUCCCUAUAUAUCACUUUCUUCACCACAACCUCACUCCUCACUUCUUCUCUUCAUAAUACACCAUCACCUCUACCCGCACAACUCCUUCCUAUCUUCGAUGCCAACCAACCAUCUACUUCCCCCUACAACUCUCUUGUCGAAAUUUCUCUUCUCCGUACCAUUUUUCCUGCUUUUCAAGCACCAGAUUUCAAUCCCCAUCCUCCCAACCCUCCAAAACGUCUCUACCUCUACCGUCUCCUCUCCUCCCACCCUAUCUCCCCCACUUUCCUCUCUAGCAUCCUUCAUCUCCCCAACACAACAAUAUUAGAAACUUGGAAUCAGCAAGAAAUUCUACACGCAUAUCCAAUUACACCAACCUUCCCCUCAGGUUCAGCCUCAAAUCCAGAUUCAAAAGAAGAAAAAGGAAAUCUAAAAUUAGGAGACAACAUAUGGACAACACGGGGAAUAGAGAAGGUAUUGGGGAGUGAAGUGUGGGGAGCGUGGUAUAUGGGGAGGAUGGUGGGAGGGAAUCUGGCGGGGGAGAUUGGGGAGGAGGUGAGGGGUGGGUUUGAAGUAAAGUGA
Messenger RNA from Botrytis porri, 1845 nucleotides. RefSeq lists its product as uncharacterized. The record is from RefSeq and is a predicted model, not a curated record. Gene Ontology annotation, molecular function: prenylcysteine oxidase activity. The transcript has 2 exons. Lineage: Eukaryota; Fungi; Ascomycota; Leotiomycetes; Helotiales; Sclerotiniaceae. Gene Ontology annotation, biological process: prenylated protein catabolic process; prenylcysteine catabolic process. Bases 1 to 1845 code for a protein of 614 amino acids.